AUGGGUGUUUCGUACCAGCAAUUUCGCUCAAGCAAACUCAUUACUCACCUCAAUCGAGCCAGGGCCGGCCUAGAAGCUUCCUGUGUUCUGCUCGAGAGAGUAAGUGCCUAUUGGUCAACCGCAGAGGCGAUGGCCCGACUGGGACGAAAGGCACUUCAUCAGAUCGACGUUUCGAACCCUAAAUACCAGCUGCACGAUCAUGAAAAUGAGCAAUCGCUAGACCUACCGAGCGUCUGCACUCCGCGGUCUUUGGGGAAGACCAUGCCCGUCUUGUUGCCAUCUUCCUCUAAUGCUGGGCAGGGCAUAUAUACGGAUAUCUUGUUGCCUAUGUACACCUAUGUACAAAACAUCAGCAGCACCGAUCCUGAGUGCGGCCGAUUCGCUGAUAUAGACUUUUUAUUCGGGGAGUUCCUCGACCUUUCUCUUCCCACUUAUUUUUUGGAUCCUGUUUUUCUAAGCUCGGAACAGUCAGUGGCAUGA
Molecule: messenger RNA, 480 nt
Organism: Aspergillus fijiensis CBS 313.89
Lineage: Eukaryota; Fungi; Ascomycota; Eurotiomycetes; Eurotiales; Aspergillaceae
Product: transcription factor domain-containing protein
Exons: 2
Coding region: 1-480 (159 amino acids)
Source: RefSeq, a predicted model, not a curated record